Andrographis paniculata is the source of this 926-nucleotide messenger RNA. RefSeq names its product glutathione S-transferase U25-like. Gene Ontology annotation, cellular component: cytoplasm. The transcript is spliced from 2 exons. Gene Ontology annotation, biological process: glutathione metabolic process. Gene Ontology annotation, molecular function: glutathione transferase activity. Bases 114 to 779 code for a protein of 221 amino acids. NCBI's taxonomy places the organism in Eukaryota, Viridiplantae, Streptophyta, Magnoliopsida, Lamiales, Acanthaceae. The record is from RefSeq and is a predicted model, not a curated record.
AUCUUCAAUUCUCGAGAACGGUACCCUCGGGCUUUGCAAAUUGGAUCUCACACCAACCCUACCGCCUGCCCUCUUCAGAUCUAAUUUCCUUAUUCGAUCAAAAAUACACAGUAAUGGCGGACGAUGAUCAUAAGGUGAUUGUGCUGGGCACUGUUCACAGCUUGUUCGUGAUGCGAGUCCGAGUGGCUCUGUCCGAGAAGGGCGUCGACUACGACUUCAGGGAGGAGGUCCUCACCAACAGAAGCCCUCUUCUCCUUCAGUCAAACCCUAUCCACAAGAAGAUCCCUGUCCUCAUCCACAACGGCAAGCCUGUCUGCGAGUCUUUGAUCAUCGUCGAGUACAUCGAUGAGGUCUGGAAAGAUAAGUCUCCAUUGCUGCCCUCUGAUCCCUACCAGAGAGCCCACGCCAGGUUCUGGGCAGAUCUUAUCGACAAAAAGGUGUAUCUGUCGGGAAGAAAGCUUUAUGCAGAAAAAGGGGAAGAGUAUGAGGCAGGCAAGAAAGAAUUCAUGGAAGCUCUGAAGCUGUUCGAGACAGAGUUAGGGGACAAACCCUACUUCGGAGGCGAUCAUUUCGGGUUUGUCGAUGUGGCAUUGGUGCCAUACUAUUGCUGGUUUGAGACAUACGAGACUUUCGGCAAUCUUAGUAUCGAAGAACAUUGUCCAAACCUCGUGGCGUGGGGGAAACGCUGCAUGGAGAAGGAGAGUGUCGCCAAGUCCUUGGCGGAUCCUAAGAAGGUUUAUGAGAUUAUGUCUUCGAAGAUGAAGUUACUCCGCGUGUAAUAAUCUUAUGAUCGUCUUGUAUUGUCUUGUGCGCGAUCUAGAGUUAAACAUGUUCGCUCUAGAGUUCGAUUGUGUGAUUGUUGUUGUGGUUCACUCUCGUGCGCCGCAUAUGAUGUCUUGUUUUCGAAUAAAUUUUAAGGUUUGUUA